CUGCAAUUUGGCUGCAGAAUGUUUGGAAGUUCCUGAUUCUUUCAUGCAGCUAAAAGGGCAACAACAAACAGGUCUAUAAACAAAGCACAUUAUCUUGCUCCUUCCAAUUCAUUUCCCUUUGCCAGCAUCUUAGAUAUCAUUGUUUAUUCCCUCCUUGAUCCUCUGUGUGGAACAAAGAGGCAAGAAGAAUAGGUCCUUUUUUGGUGGCGAAGGGGCAGUGCAAAAGUACAGCUCAUUCCUUGCACGACCGGUAGAUUCGAGUCAUGUGCAGCCCCUAAUUCCCUGAAUAUACGGAAAUCAGUUCCAAUUGAUGAGGAUAUCGGCAUCAGAUCACCCAAUGACUCAGAUUUGUCGGGUCAUUGAAGACCGAUGUUGUGCAGAGUCAUUUGGAUUUCACAUGCUCUCUGAUUUUGAAGAUAUGCCAUAAUCUGAAAAGAAGAUUGGAAGUGCCCACAUGUGAAUCUGUGAUAUGGUUUUCUCAGUCCUCAGUUUGUAUAGAUCUAUAUUGCACUGUUUGGGUGCUCGGAGCUUCUUUCUUCUAUACACACCUUCACGGAAGGUAAAUGAUUGGUGCAAUUUUUGUGUAUCAGUGGCUUUGUUUCAAUUUGAUGAUGUAGUAUCAUAAGCAUGAAACAGACACGAAGGUUGCGGGCAGAUGCUGUUGAAGUAGGUGAUGGAAAGCUGUACAUUUUGAGUAUAAGAUGGCAAGCAAUCGGGGUACACGGAGGACUGGAGGCAUUGUCCAAUCCCUCUUAAGCAUUUAAGAAUGUCCAGAUUCCCUCCAUCAUGGUCGUGCAAGCCUCUCCUUGCAGCUCUCUAGUUUAUUGGGAGUGGAUUAUUCCAUUCCAACAACAUUCUCCACAAUCAUAAUGCCUGAUCCUGUAUUAAUUGCUAAGAUAAGCCCAUGUUUGUCCUGGCUUUGAUUUGAGCCUCAGAGGCAUGUUUUUUUUCCUUGUCCUGUUGGUGCAUCGAUGCUGCGGGAGAAUUCUCUGCAAUCAUUGAAACCGGCCUUGAGACACUUGCCACUCGAGCUCUGAUUGGCUUGACUUCUGAAGAUGUGUGAUCUUGGAUAAUUCACUAUCUUGUUGUGUACCAACUAGCAGUUGAAGUUUUCUAAACUCAUUAUUUGCCCAUCCCCAGGCCAUACUUGGAAGGGUCGUUGUCAGCACAGGUCAUACCCAGCCGUGGGUGUCCAUUUCUCUAGGAAGCACAAGUGUAUCAAACAGCCAAGUCCUCUCUCACACCCUACACUUAUAUCAGGAUGGAGUCUGGAGGAGUGAUUGCUGAAGCGGGCUGGGACUCGCUUGGCCUGACGUCGCAGGCUGAGGAGUCGGAGAUGAUGGAGCAGCUGCUUGGCACCUUCCCCUCCAACGGCGAGGAAGAACACCAGGAGCUACCUUGGUCUGUUCAGGCCACACAUGCAUACUAUGCCCACUGUAACGGUAGCUCUAAUGCAUACAGUUCCGCUAGUAGCAACAGUGUUGGUAGUCUCAUCCUUGAUGUGCCGUCGGAUUAUGGGGGCUUUUAUUUGGGCGACUCAAAUGGGAUCGGCUCCUGCACCGCCGCACUUGACCUGAACAUGGUUCAUGAGCAAGGUGCGGCUCAGUUUAUGGAUGCCAUCUUCAACCCUUCAUAUGGGAAUGGCGAUUCAAGCUGCGACAAUCUUGGAGACUCGAGCAUGAACUUGCUUGACUCCAUUGACACGUCCAACAAGAGAAAGCACCAGGAUCAAGGGAAAAUAGCUGACCAAACAAGUGGUCGGAAAUACUCAAGGAAGGCGGACUCGAAGCGGACAAAGAAGGCCAUGCAAUGUGAAGGCGACGAUGGCACCACUGCUGACACAAGCAAGCAAAGCUUGAGCUGCUGCACGUCUGAAAUUGACUCUAAUGCUUUUCAAGAGCCUCCUGUUGCCUCUAAGCCGAAGGGCAAGGCUCAGGCUGGCCGCCAGACAACCGAUCCCCAGAGCCUCUAUGCAAGGAAAAGAAGAGAAAAGAUCAAUGAGAGGCUGAAGGUACUACAGAACCUUGUUCCGAAUGGAACCAAAGUAGAUAUCAGCACUAUGCUUGAAGAGGCAGUGGAGUAUGUGAAGUUCUUGCAGCUUCAAAUCAAGCUCCUCAGCUCCGAUGAAAUGUGGAUGUAUGCGCCAAUUGCGUACAACGGGAUGAACAUUGGAAUCGACUUGAACCUCUCUCAGCACUGAUAGCACUUCUAACAGUCUAAAAAGCAGCAACUAUAUACUUAAAAACGCAAUUUGGGUUAAUUGGCUCAAAAGUGUUUGUUACUAACGCGCAAGCGGUUUCUGAUCAAUAAGCUAUUCCUGGCAGUUGUAUCUCUCUCAGGCGUAAAUAAGGCCGAAUACAAUGUUCUCCACAAGCGUUUUUUGUAGCUCCGGUUACUAAAAGGAGUGGCAUUGUUUGGCCCGAAAAAUACGUGAAGAAGACAGAUACUGAAUGUUGGAACUUGGAAGAGGCUCUGCAACUUGUGAAGACAAGGAAGGGCAACCUGUUCUUUUUCUCCUUACUUCAGAUGCGACUUCGCAUGAGAAGGCUGUGUCGUUUUUCUUCUUCUUUUUUCAGGUUUGCUCUAGUAGCAAAUUUGUGUCUUCACUGAAAUACAGUAUUUAUAGGGUAAUAUAAUGUGGUUAGCUGGAACUUGGCGGUUGUCAGACAGCUAAUAAUGCAAGAUCGUGGCAUGAUGCGGCAGUUGUCAUA
Triticum aestivum (bread wheat) is the source of this 2711-nucleotide messenger RNA. Its product is annotated as transcription factor RSL3. Gene Ontology annotation, biological process: regulation of transcription by RNA polymerase II. Gene Ontology annotation, molecular function: RNA polymerase II cis-regulatory region sequence-specific DNA binding; protein dimerization activity; DNA-binding transcription factor activity, RNA polymerase II-specific. Bases 1262 to 2200 code for a protein of 312 amino acids. Gene Ontology annotation, cellular component: nucleus. The record is from RefSeq and is a predicted model, not a curated record. Lineage: Eukaryota; Viridiplantae; Streptophyta; Magnoliopsida; Poales; Poaceae. The transcript has 7 exons.